Molecule: messenger RNA, 2259 nt
Organism: Alternaria alternata
Lineage: Eukaryota; Fungi; Ascomycota; Dothideomycetes; Pleosporales; Pleosporaceae
Exons: 4
Coding region: 248-2230 (660 amino acids)
Molecular function (GO): ATP binding; metal ion binding
Source: RefSeq, a predicted model, not a curated record
CAUUGCAUCCCGCCUGUACCGCAAACAUGUCAUUAUCCAUGUCGAAUCGGAUCCCUGAUAAAUCUUUUGCUACCAAGUUGCAUCCAGGUAAAAUAUUCAUGUCAAGAAAGCCUCCUUGACGACACAAAGCCUAUUUCUGCCCGGUGUCAUCCCCCGACUCGCCCUUUCGAGUCAUCUCACAUACAAAAUAGUAACAUUGAGCGACUUCACUGGAUAGUUUCUAGAGAGUCCGGAUCUUAGGUGGAGAAUGGACACGACACAGCCACCGCGGAGACCCAUAAAGCGACUCCUUGUUGCAAAUAGAGGAGAAAUAGCAACGCGCAUCGUCUCUUCUGCUCGCGAACUCGAGAUUGAGACGUAUGCCAUCUACGUAUCAGGUGACGAUUCGCACGCUGUACGAGCAAACCACGCAGUCAAGUUACCAUCAGCCUCAACCUUUAUGAGUAUUGAUGGUCUUAUCGAAAUCAUCGAACACUACAAAAUUGAUGCCGUGCAUCCAGGGUAUGGAUUCCUAUCAGAGUCGGAAGACUUCUCGAGGAGAGUUUGGAAAGAAGCUGGCGCUGUAGUGGUGGGUCCCGGAUGGGGUAUCCUGAGUAGUACUGGAGAUAAGCUCAAAGCGAGGCAGCUUGCAGAACAAUGCAACGUCCCUGUGUCUCCAGCUCUCCGGCAACCGACUAACAAUGUCGAAGACGUCCAGCGCUUUGCAUCAGGGGUAGGUUUCCCAAUCAUGGUAAAAGCAGUGGAUGGAGGCGGUGGGCGAGGCAUCCGUCUGAUUUGCAGUAAAGACCAGCUACCUGCUUUGGUCAAAAGAGCAGUCGAAGAGAGCCCUUCCAAGCAAGUAUUUGCUGAGAAAGCUGCAGUUGAUGGUUUCCGGCACAUCGAAGUUCAGAUCAUUGGAGACGGCAGUGGGACUGUAACACACCUUUGGGAACGCGAGUGCAGCAUUCAGAGACGAUACCAAAAGAUCAUUGAGCUGGCACCAAGUGUCGUGUCUGAUCGCAAGCUGAUUGCCAAGGUGAUCGAAGAUGCGUUGAGAAUGGCCAGACAUAUACACUACGUCUCACUUGGUACUUUUGAGUUCCUCGUGAACCCAGCAACAAAAGAGUACUACUUUCUGGAAGUCAAUCCGCGGUUGCAGGUCGAGCAUACAAUCACUGAGUCCAUUUCCAUGACCGACAUCGUCAAAGCACAAUUGCUGCUCGCGCAAGGCGCUCCUCUAACCCAGUGUGGCCUAUCAGUAGCUCCAGGUAGCCCAGAAGUCCCGCCCUCUGCGCACUCUAUCCAACUGCGCAUCACUGCGGAGAAUGUUCGGAGCGACUGGUCUUUAUCGAUUGGCAAAAUUACAUCUUUCCAAUUCCCUUCAGGUAAUGGCAUUCGGGUUGACACACACCUCAUCAGUGGUCGACCUGCUGUAGUAUCAGCAGAUUUCGACAGUCUAGUCGCCAAAGUCAUUGUAACAGCGUCAUCGUGGAAAGACGUGGUCCGUAAAGCGCGGAGGGCUCUAGAGGAUACGCGUAUCGCAGGAGUCAAGACAAAUCUUGACAUGCUGAAAGCCAUCGUCGCACACUCGGAUUUUCUGAAUGGUCAAUGCGAUACGCAAUGGCUAGAAAGCAAACAGGAGGAACUGCUUCGAUCGAGCCAACGCAUCGCUGAAGCCCAUCCUAACACUCUUGGCCCAGACAUUACGACAUCUUCUUCAACUGCAUCGGUUUCGACAGCCAACACUCUCUUCCGAAAAGGCGAUGCCUGGUCCAUAGCCAUAUCUUCCCCCACGACCAAAGCAAAUGAGAAACCACCACCUCAUCACCUCGAGUUAACACGCGUCCUACGAAACGAUUUCCCAACCUCACUAAGCGCGGAACUGCUCUUUACAACUCCCUCUAGUGCUUCCUCGGCCACCCCUCAAACAACACCAUAUACCAUAACCCUCUCCUCAACGUCUGCCAGCGCUUCAGCAGCCACGUCACAUCAUAGACGUGGCAACCCAUCUGAUCCAUCGCACAUCAGUAUUCCGUUCCCUGGGAAGCUCGUCGAGGUCCUGAUUGACGAGGGUGAUGUAGUGAAAGAAGGAGACGUAAUCUGCGUAGUGCAGCAAAUGAAGAUGGAGCUAGAGGUACGCAGUCCGCGGAGUGGCCGAGUAACAUGGGUCACAGAAGCAGAAGAUGGGGAAGACGUUGCGGAAGGCAUGUUAGCUGCUGUUAUCGAGACUGCGCAAGAGAACCGUCUCUGAAAAGGAUUAUUAAUCUAUUCUUUAUAUUG